AUGAAACAGACGGCUGAAUUGGAGACGCUCAAGGAACGGGUUGAUGACGGCAAUGGGUGUUCAGGUGAACGACGUCUAGACGACAAACACGUGCUUAGACGACAUAAAUACGUGGUCGUUAUCGGUACCGUCAUCGGCGUCUACUCAGCUUAUCUGACUGCUUACGCCACUAUACAAGUAUUACAGCUCGUCAAUAUCAGCGAGAACUCAAGUCGAUUCCGCCGACGAGAAACCGUCUAUUUAAAAUAUAUCUGCUACUUAUGCAUUUCACUUCAUUCCCUUCUUCAACCGCUCUGCUAUCUUCGCAUGAGAGAAUUCAGACAAUCAAUAAGAAGGGCGCUUUGUGGUCGAUCAAAUCGUGAACAAAUCACAAACGAACACUACUACACGACGAACACCACGAAAGAGAUGAUCGUUGGGAAGCAGUUUGUCUGA
Molecule: messenger RNA, 435 nt
Organism: Ostertagia ostertagi
Lineage: Eukaryota; Metazoa; Nematoda; Chromadorea; Rhabditida; Trichostrongylidae
Source: the annotation of a GenBank genome assembly